Antechinus flavipes (yellow-footed antechinus) is the source of this 6614-nucleotide messenger RNA. It is a transcript of the gene DIP2A, whose product is annotated as disco interacting protein 2 homolog A. The coding region runs from base 103 to 4872 and encodes 1589 amino acids. Gene Ontology annotation, cellular component: cell surface. NCBI's taxonomy places the organism in Eukaryota, Metazoa, Chordata, Mammalia, Dasyuromorphia, Dasyuridae. The record is from RefSeq and is a predicted model, not a curated record. The transcript has 39 exons.
UCCGCGGGCUCGCGACUCUCAGGCCGUGUCCGCGGCCGAGCCCGGCUCCGGUUCCGGGUCCGAGUCUGGGGCGUGGCGGAGGUGGAAGCCGGAGUGCGGGCCAUGGCGGAGCGGGAGCGCGGCGGUGGUGGAGGCGGCGGCGGCGGCGGGGGGCUGGAGGCCGGGGCGCUGCCGCCCGACGUGCGCGAGGGCCUGGCCGAACUGGAGCUGGAGCUGUCUGAGGGUGACAUCACGCAGAAAGGCUACGAGAAGAAGAGGGCGAAGCUGCUGGCGCGCUACAUCCCACUCAUCCAAGGUGUGGACCCCUCUCUCCAAGCAGAAACCAGGGUCCCCGGGUCCUCACAGACUCCAGCCGCCGGCUCCAAACAGCAGAAGGCCCGCUCGGCCAACUCGCGGGAUGAGCGCUUCCGGUCCGACGUCCACACGGAAGCCGUCCAGGCCGCAUUAGCCAAGUACAAGGAGCGGAAGAUGCCCAUGCCCUCCAAGAGGCGCUCCGUGCUGGUGCACUCCUCCGUCGAGACCUACACGCCUCCAGACACCUCCUCGGCCUCAGAAGAUGAGGGCUCGCUCCGGCGGCAAGGGCGACUCGCUUCCGCUCCGUUCCAGAGCCAUUCCAACGUAGAGCCCUGGCUCCAUCGGGUCAUUCAGGGCUCCUCCACCUCAUCCUCCGCAUCCUCCACUUCAUCCCACCCGGGAGGGAAACCUGCUGCCGCUUCCAAUACGGCUCCCGCCGCCGCCGCCGCCACAGUGCUUGCAGAUCUCAUGGCUCACGCUCAGCUAGAGAACCAUCCCGCCCCGCCCGACGUGACCACCGGCCUUGUAGGGCAGCACCCCCACGAGCGCCCCCAGGUGGCCUCCGUCAGAGGGAUCCCCCGAGGCUACAGCAGCAGCAUUUUGGAAACAGCUGAUGGUGUGCCCGUCAGCAGCCGGGUGUCCUCCAAGAUCCAGCAGCUCCUGAACACCCUGAAGAGGCCCAAGCGGCCUCCCCUGAAGGAGUUCUUUGUGGACGACUUUGAGGAGCUCUUGGAAGUGCACCAGCCCGACCCCAACCAGCCGAAGCCCGAGGGCGGUCCCGCGGCCGUGCUCCAGGGGGAGCCUCUCGCCGUGCUCUCCAACUGGCCUCCCUCCCUCCUCGCGGCCCUGCAGCGCUGGGGCACCACGCAGCCCAAGGCCCCUUGUCUCACGGCCCUGGACACGACCGGGAAAGCCGUCUACACCCUGACCUACGGCAAACUUUGGAGCCGAAGCGUGAAGUUGGCGUACACCCUCCUCAACAAGCUCAGCAGCAAGAACGAGCCGCUGCUGAAACCUGGAGACCGGGUGGCUCUCGUCUUCCCGAACAGCGACCCCGUGAUGUUCAUGGUGGCGUUCUACGGGUGCCUCCUGGCAGAACUUAUCCCUGUGCCGAUAGAAGUGCCAUUAACGAGGAAGGACGCCGGGAGCCAGCAGAUCGGCUUUCUCUUGGGCAGCUGCGGCGUGACGCUGGCCCUGACCACGGACGCCUGUCAGAAGGGGCUGCCCAAGGCACCCACCGGAGAGGUGGCCACGUUCAAAGGCUGGCCUCGCCUCGUCUGGUUCGUGAUCGACGGGAAGCAUUUGGCCAAACCGCCCAAGGACUGGCACCCCCCGGUGCGGGAGGCGGGCGCCGAGACCGCGUACAUCGAGUACAAGACGAGCAAGGAAGGCAGCGCGGUGGGAAUCACCGUGUCGCACGCCUCCGCGCUGGCCCAGUGCCACGCCUUAAGCCAAGCCUGCGGCUACUCCGAGGCCGAGACGCUGACCAACGUGCUGGACUUCAAAAGGGACGCCGGCCUGUGGCACGGAGUGCUGACGAGCGUCAUGAACCGGAUGCACGUGAUCAGUAUUCCCUAUGCUCUCAUGAAAGUGAACCCCCUGUCGUGGAUCCAGAAGGUGUGCUCCUAUAAAGCCCGGGUGGCGUUAGUCAAGUCCCGAGACAUGCACUGGUCCCUCCUGGCCCAGCGAGAUCAGAGGGACGUCAGCCUGAGCUCUCUGCGGAUGCUGAUCGUGGCCGACGGAGCGAAUCCGUGGUCAGUAUCGUCCUGUGAUGCGUUCCUCAAUGUCUUUCAGUCCAGAGGGUUGAGGCCUGAGGUCAUCUGCCCCUGUGCCAGCUCCUCGGAGGCGCUCACCGUCGCCAUCCGCAGGCCCCCCGAUUCCGGCGGCCCCGCCCCGGGCAAAGCCGUGCUGUCCAUGAACGGCCUCAGCUACGGCGUGAUCCGCGUGGACACGGAAGAAAAGCUGUCGGUGUUAACCGUGCAGGACGUCGGCCAGGUGAUGCCGGGAGCCAGCGUGUGUGUGGUGAAGGUGGAAGGUCCCCCCUAUCUCUGCCGAACGGACGAGGUGGGAGAAGUGUGUGUCUGUUCGGGAGCCACUGGCGCCGCCUACUACGGCCUGGUCGGAAUCACCAAGAACGUCUUUGAGACGGUGCCAGUCACGGCAGGAGGCGCGCCCAUUUCUGACCAGCCCUUCACCAGGACCGGCCUGCUGGGCUUCAUCGGGCCAGACCAGUUGGUAUUUGUCGUGGGCAAGCUGGACGGGCUGAUGGUGGUCGGCCUUCGCAGACACAACGCGGACGACGUGGUGGCCACCGCUCUGGCAGUGGAACCGAUGAAGUUUGUCUACAGAGGAAGAAUAGCCGUGUUCUCAGUGACCGUCCUCCACGACGACCGCAUAGUGCUGGUGGCCGAGCAGCGUCCUGACGCCUCCGAGGAGGACAGUUUUCAGUGGAUGAGCCGCGUCCUGCAGGCAAUAGACAGCAUCCAUCAGGUCGGCGUGUACUGCCUGGCCCUGGUCCCUGCCAACACUUUGCCCAAAGCUCCGCUCGGGGGGAUCCACAUCUCCGAAACCAAGCAGCGCUUCCUCGAGGGCUCUCUGCACCCCUGCAACGUGCUCAUGUGCCCUCACACCUGUGUCACCAACCUCCCCAAGCCCCGGCAGAAGCAGCCAGAAGUCGGCCCCGCCUCCAUGAUUGUCGGGAACCUCGUUGCUGGGAAGCGGAUCGCUCAGGCUUCAGGGAGAGACGUCACCCAGCUGGAGGACAACGACCAGGCAAGAAAGUUUUUGUACCUGGCGGAUGUGUUGCAGUGGCGGGCCCAGACCACCCCCGACCACCCUCUGUUCCUGCUGCUGAACGCCAAGGGCACGGUCACCAGCACCGCCACCUGCGUCCAGCUGCACAAGAAGGCCGAGAGAGUCGCCGCGGCCUUGACGGAGAGGGGCCGGCUGAACGUGGGCGACCACGUGGCCCUGGUGUACCCCCCAGGCGUGGACCUCAUCGCCACCUUCUACGGCUGUCUCUACGCCGGCUGCGUCCCCAUCACGGUGCGCCCCCCUCACCCCCAGAAUCUCGCCACCACUCUGCCCACCGUCAAGAUGAUCGUCGAGGUCAGCAAGUCCACGUGUAUUCUGACGACCCAAGCAAUAAUGAAGCUGCUCAAGUCCAAGGAAGCAGGCGCGGCCGUGGAUGUGAAGACAUGGCCGACCAUCUUAGACACAGAUGACCUCCCAAAGAAGAGAGUAGCCAGUGUUUUCCGGCCGCCCUCCCCCGACACGCUGGCGUACUUAGACUUCAGCGUCUCCACCACGGGCAUAUUGGCAGGAGUCAAGAUGUCGCACGCGGCCACAAGUGCCUUAUGCCGGUCCAUCAAGCUUCAGUGUGAGCUGUACCCGUCCCGGCAGAUUGCCGUCUGCCUCGACCCCUACUGUGGCUUGGGCUUCGCCCUCUGGUGCUUGUGCAGCGUCUACUCGGGACACCAGUCCCUCCUGGUGCCUCCGCUCGAACUCGAGAAUAACGUGUCCCUGUGGCUGUCGGCCGUGAGCCAGUACCGCGUGCGCGUCACCUUCUGCUCUUACUCGGUCAUGGAGAUGUGCACCAAGGGGCUCGGGACACAGACGGAUCUCCUCAGGGCCAAAAGCGUGAACCUGUCCUGCGUGCGCACCUGCAUGGUGGUUGCGGAGGAGCGGCCCCGGAUCGCGCUCACCCAGUCCUUCUCCAAGCUCUUCAAGGACCUGGGCCUGUCUGCGCGCGCCGUGAGCACCACCUUCGGCUGCCGCGUGAACGUCGCCAUCUGCCUCCAGCCCAACAGGCUGGGAAAGCUGGCUGAGCAGGGCACGGCCGGCCCCGACCCCACCACGGUCUACGUCGACAUGCGGGCCCUGCGCCAUGACAGGGUGCGCCUGGUGGAACGGGGCUCUCCACACAGUUUACCCUUGAUGGAGUCUGGAAAGAUCCUUCCUGGGGUCAAAGUCAUCAUCGCGCACACAGAAACGAAGGGCCCCCUCGGCGACUCCCACCUGGGUGAGAUCUGGGUGAGCAGUCCACACAACGCCACGGGCUAUUACACGGUCUACGGGGAAGAGUCCCUGCACGCUGACCACUUCAGUGCCCGGCUCAGCUUCGGAGACACCCAGACCAUCUGGGCCAGGACAGGCUACCUGGGCUUCCUCCGGAGAACGGAUCUCACCGAUGCCAGUGGAGAGAGGCACGACGCCCUGUAUGUGGUCGGCUCUCUGGAUGAGACCCUGGAGCUGAGGGGCAUGCGGUACCACCCGAUCGACAUCGAGACCUCUGUGAUCCGGGCCCACAAGAGCAUUGCGGAGUGUGCCGUGUUUACGUGGACCAACCUGCUGGUGGUGGUGGUGGAGCUGGAAGGCCCCGAGCAGGAGGCCUUGGACUUGGUGGCCCUGGUGACCAAUGUAGUUCUUGAGGAGCACUUUCUCAUCGUGGGCGUGGUGGUCAUCGUGGACCCUGGAGUCAUCCCCAUCAAUUCUCGGGGGGAAAAGCAGCGUAUGCACUUGCGGGAUGGAUUCCUGGCCGAUCAGCUGGACCCCAUUUACGUGGCCUACAACAUGUGAAGGCGGGGUCUCGGGGCCCCGGCACUGAGAUCCUGGGCGCCCUGCGCACCCUGCUCGGAGCCAGAGCCCCCCGGGGGGUCGGGGGGAAGCCGGGCUUCAGUGACUGCCCCCUCUGCCGCUUUGCCCUUUCUGACGAGUGGUGGGACCAAAUUGGGGAGUUCUUUGAGGAGAUGUGCCCGAGACUGCAUCCGGAUGUCACCAGUUGGGGGCCUUGGGCUGGCAGGGGCGGGGUGGGCCCUGCUGUGUUGUGCUGGGGGGGAGGGGCUGACACUGGCGCGUGCCUCGGGACUUUGCUCUCUACUGUAUCCUGUACUGUAUUGCACAUGUUUUCACCAUUGGAGACACGCUCCCUGCUUCUUCGUGGGGUUGUUGCUUGACUUUUUCCCUCCCCCGCGGAGCAGAUAGCUCCAUUCAUCCGCCGUCGCUUCUGGAAGGGACCAGAGAAGCAAACCAGCGCCACCUCCUCCUCGUAAAGGGGAGGCCCCGGGCCCAGAAAGGGGAAACGGCAGAGUCGGUGGUGGGACCCAGGUGUCCUGGCCCCCGUUGCACCGCGCCGCUCCCCCCGAACGCCCACCCUUGUUUCUCGGUUACCGAAUGGAAACCCUUCAGAAGUGAAUUCUGCAUAAUCCAAGUUACUAAUCCCUACUAAUAGUGCCAUAUUGGACCGGACUGAGGGAGAAGCCUUCGCACUCAGCUUCCCCCGUGGAGAGGCUUCCGCCCCCUCUGCUUAGGUCCGGAACUUCACGCGACAGAGAUGCUCGUUCCCAUGACAAGAUGUUUGUUGGGGAAAUUAUUGUCCACACAGGAAUUUGGGGGGGCGCUUGUUUCUUUCCAGACCCCUGAGAUCCGAGGUGUUGGGCUGGGGCCCCGCCUGGAAAAGGCCUCCGUGUUUCCACUGUCCCCCAGUGGAAGCUCUGGGAAACCUCGUCUCGCAGACACACGCACACAUACAGGGCACGCGUGGCCCUCCAGGCGGGCUGACCCUCUCGCUGCUGCUGCUGGACACGCUUUGCCUUUGGGACGUGGCUCUGCUACGAGCCCGUGGCUUGAGUCAGGUGCCCCCUCGACUCACCAGUUGGAAUAUCGGCCCGAGAGACGGCUGCGGCAAGGGGGCAUCGGAGCAAGAAGGGGGAAUCCUCCAGCUACUCCGAGUGUUUGAAGACGGACACGAGUCUAGCAAAUAGAUUAUUUUUAUACGCUACUAAAAAUUCUGUUCUAAAGGUGAGGGUUGGGGGGCCGGGGAGACGUCGGACGCACGGGCUCACAGAGCGCCAGGUUUCUCUGCAAGGUGAGUGAGUCUGCCCAGAUCAGUGCCUAAGAAAGCUGGUGGUUCUCCAGGUUACAGCAACCAAACCAAAUGAGCCUCAUUGACAGGGCCGAUCGUAGAGUCCUUCCCUUACUGGCCAGCAGAGCAGCCCCGGGAGAGGAGUUCUGUUUGCCCUCGCGCUGUUCGACUGUGGUGUAUGAUACAAAUGCUUAUUAAAACUAACGACCUAGUGUAAUUAUGUACAGAAUUGUAUAACUUAUUAUUUGAAGCCCAGCGGUCUGAGCGGUGGACUAAGGGACGUUCCUUAGAAGGGGAUGGCUGACGAGGGAAAAGAGCCACCGGACCCCAACUUUAUGUUGUCGUUUUAUAGCAAAUAAAGCCUUGUAAGAUUUUUGUAUUGAAAGAUUGGUGACAGGAAGACGAGUUGCCUUGUAAAGUAAGAUUUUCAAAAGCACAUUAAAAACAUUUAAAAUGA